Messenger RNA from Protobothrops mucrosquamatus (brown spotted pit viper), 1470 nucleotides. RefSeq names its product cytochrome P450 2C8-like. Lineage: Eukaryota; Metazoa; Chordata; Lepidosauria; Squamata; Viperidae. The record is from RefSeq and is a predicted model, not a curated record. The coding region runs from base 1 to 1470 and encodes 489 amino acids. Gene Ontology annotation, biological process: arachidonate metabolic process; xenobiotic metabolic process. Gene Ontology annotation, molecular function: iron ion binding; oxidoreductase activity, acting on paired donors, with incorporation or reduction of molecular oxygen, reduced flavin or flavoprotein as one donor, and incorporation of one atom of oxygen; heme binding. Gene Ontology annotation, cellular component: cytoplasm; intracellular membrane-bounded organelle. The transcript is spliced from 9 exons.
AUGCUGGCGCUCAGCUUCAUUUUCCUCCUGCUCUGCCUCCUGGUUGUCCAACUGGUGAGGCUGCAGUUUCAAAGAAGGCACUAUCCACCAGGGCCGACACCUCUGCCUUUCAUCGGAUGCUUAUGGCACCCCAAAUUUCUUCAACUAAACCGGGAACUCUUGACUGAGAUGUCGAAGAUCUACGGGAAUAUCUUCACGUUGUGGUUUGGGCCGUAUCCUGUGAUUAUAUUACAAGGUUUCCAAGCGGUGAAGGAUGGUCUCACCACCCACCCUGAAGACGUGGCUGGCCGGCCUUUGCUCCCCUUAUUUAAAGCAGUGGCAAAUAAUAAAGGGAUUGUGCUUUCCACUGGUCGAACCUGGAAGCACCAAAGGCGAUUUUCAAUGGCGACUCUGAAGGUCCUCGGCAUGGGGAAGAGCACUCUGCAGUAUCAGAUCGAAGAGGAAGCAGAGAAUUUGGUGGAAGAGUUCAGGAAAAGUGAAGGAAAACCCAUGAAUCCUUAUUUGGCCCUGAACCUCGCAGUUUGCAACGUGAUUUGUGUACUCGUGUUUGGAUAUCGUUUCUCCAUAGAAGACGAGACUUUUCAUCAGCUGCUGGAAGCCGUGGAGAAAAUUUUCGGUGUUGCUAACAGUCUCACGGGUAAUAUGUACAAUAUACUUCCCUGGAUUAUGGAGUGUGUUCCAGGACCUCACAAGAGGGCAUUAUCCUUGCGUGACUUUGUUUGGUCAUUCAUAAGAGAGGAGAUCAAGAAGCACCAAGAAGCAGACCAUGGAGAAAAAGGCCAAGACUUCAUUCAUUUUUACCUGGCUCAAAUAGAGAAAACAAAAAAACAACCCAAAUCGCCCUAUGACGAAAAGAACCUGGUUCAGAACAUUUUUGAUCUCUUCGUGGGGGGAACAGAAACAUCGGGCACCACCCUCUACUGGGGAUUGUUGUAUAUGGUGCUUUAUCCUGACAUUCACGCCAAAGUUCAAAAGGAAAUCGAUAGCGUUUUACCAACAGGCCAGUCGAUCUGUUACGAGGAUCGCAAGAAUCUUCCGUACACAAAUGCGGUGGUGCACGAAAUCCAGCGCUUUAGCAACAUCAUCGCGAUCGGAGUGCCCAGAUACUGCAUAAGAGAUACGAUGAUCCAGAAGUUUCUCUUUAGAAAGGGCACCACCUUUUUCCCAAACAUGGCUUCUGCCUUGUAUGAUGCCAACGAGUGGGAGACACCCCUCGCCUUCAACCCGAACCAUUUCCUCGACAAGGAAGGCAAUUUCACCUGUCGAGAAGCUUUCAUCCCAUUUUCUCUAGGUCAUCGAGCAUGUUUGGGAGAAAAUUUGGCAAAAACAGAGAUCUUCCUUUUCUUUACCAACCUUGUGCAAACGUUCAAUUUCCACUUGGCCGACGGAUCAAAAGAUAUAAAGCUUGACCCGAUCUGGGGAGGCACUCUGCAUCCUCAUUCCUUUGAGAUCUGUGCAAUUCCUCGCUAG